Molecule: messenger RNA, 2586 nt
Organism: Vombatus ursinus (common wombat)
Lineage: Eukaryota; Metazoa; Chordata; Mammalia; Diprotodontia; Vombatidae
Product: protocadherin beta-2-like
Exons: 1
Coding region: 214-2514 (766 amino acids)
Biological process (GO): homophilic cell-cell adhesion
Cellular component (GO): plasma membrane
Molecular function (GO): calcium ion binding
Source: RefSeq, a predicted model, not a curated record
ACUAAGAAGAGGCUCAAAGAAUCAGCUGAUACGUCAAUACCAACAAAGACAGUAGGGAAGGAGAGCUGAAUCUUUCUUAGCUGGAACUCUGGGAAAGGACCCUGCCUUGCAUAUUUCUGAGGUUUCAACAGGGCAGGAGACAAUUGUAGCUUCUGCUUGCCAUUUGUGGUUGAACUGCGCUACAGAAAUUGACAGGAGGAGGAGAAAGGAAGAAUGGAACGAGAAGGGGCAAUGAUUCCGCAACUAAGGCAAGUUCUCUUUCUCCUUGUUCUGCUGGGUGUGUCUGGGGCGGCCUCAGAGCCGCAGCAGUUUUCGGUAGUGGAGGAGAUGGAAAGAGGCUCCUUUGUGGCCAAUAUGGCAAAGGCCCUGGGCCUGGAGGUGGGGGAGCUGUUAAACCGGGGGGCCAGAGUCGUUUUCAAAGGGAACAAAGAGUAUUUGCAGCUGCACCCUAAAACCGGGGAUUUGCUCCUGAGAGAGAAACUGGAUCGGGAGGAGCUGUGCGGCCCCGCCGAACCCUGUGUGCUGCCUUUUAAGAUCUUACUGGAAAAGCCCUUUCAGAUUGUUCUGGCUGAAUUAAGGGUACAAGAUAUUAAUGAUCAUUCACCAGUGUUCUCAGAAACUGAAAUGCUUCUAAAAAUCCCGGAGAGCACCACCCCUGGUACUGUGUUUCUACUAGAAAAUGCUAGAGAUUUAGACGUAGGAAACAACAGUCUCCAGAACUAUGCAAUCAGUCCCAACUCCCUUUUCCAUAUUCAAAUUCGAGAGAGCAGUGAGGGCAGGAGAUACCCCGAGCUUGUACUGGAUGAGCCAUUGGAUCGGGAGAAGCAAUCUGAGGUCACUUUAACUCUCACUGCAGUGGAUGGGGGAGUCCCACCAAGGUCUGGAACUGCCCAAAUCCGAGUCCUCGUAGUGGAUAUCAAUGACAAUGCGCCCGUGUUCACUCAGUUCCAAUAUGAGGUUCAAAUCCCUGAGGACAGUUCCGUUGGAUCCAAGGUUGUCACAGUCUCUGCCACAGACUUAGACGUAGGGAAUUAUGGAGAUAUAUCUUAUAUAUUUUUGUAUCCCUCUGAAAACAUUCGUAAAACGUUUCACCUUAAAGAGAAAUUGGGAGAACUUUAUUUAAAGGAAAAAGUGGAUUUUGAAUCAACUCAAUCUUACACUAUAAAUAUUCAAGCCACAGAUGGUGGAGGUCUUUCUGCAGAAUGUACCGUUGUUGUUCAGGUGAUAGAUCUGAAUGACAAUCCUCCAGAACUGACUAUAUCUUCACUUACCAGUCCCAUCCCAGAGAACUCUCCUGAGACAGUGGUCGCUGUUUUUGGUGUUUCAGAUCUUGACUCUGGAGAAAAUGGAAGGGUGGUUUGCUCCAUCCAAGAUGACCUUCCUUUUGCCCUGAAAUCUUCCGUUGAGAACUUCUACACAUUGGUAACAGAGGGAGCACUGGACAGAGAGAGCAGGGCUGAGUACAAUAUCACUAUAACAGUCAUGGAUUUGGGAUCCCCCAGGCUUAAAUCCGAGUACAAUAUCACAGUGUUCAUCUCUGAUGUCAAUGAUAACCCUCCAGUGUUUUCUCAGAGAGCCUACAAAUUGUACCUCCAGGAGAACAAUAGCCCUGCCCUCCACAUUGGCAGCGUCAGUGCCAGUGACAGAGACUCAGGAAUCAAUGCCAAAGUCAUCUACUCCCUGCUGCCUCCAGAGACUGGAGAACUGCCCCUCUUCUCCUACAUCUCCAUCAACUCAGACAAUGGCCAUCUCUAUGCUCUGAGAUCCCUGGAUUAUGAAGCCAUCCAAGCUUUCCAGUUCACUGUGAGGGCAGUUGAUGGUGGCUCCCCAUCUCUGAGCAGCCAGGUUCUGGUUCAGGUUUUGGUAGAAGAUGAGAAUGACAACUCUCCCUUUGUGUUGUACCCUCCUCAGAAUGGCACAGCUCCUUGCCAUGACCUGGUGCCCAGAGCUGCAGAGCCAGGUUAUCUGGUGACCAAGGUGGUGGCUGUGGAUAGGGACUGGGGACAGAAUUCCUGGCUUUCCUACCAGCUGUUCAAGGCCACAGACCCAGGACUCUUCACUUUGUGGGCCCACAAUGGGGAAGUUCGAACAGCAAGGCCCAUCAGUGACAGAGACGCCAUCAAGCAGAGGCUCCUGGUGUUGGUAAAGGACAAUGGGCAGCCACCUCUGUCCACAAUGGCCACACUGAAUGUGCUCCUGGUGGAUGGCUUUUCUGAGCCUUACCUGCAACUCCCAGAUGCAUCUAAGGAGCAGAUCCAGAAUGACUCCCUUACUACCUAUCUAGUCAUUUCCCUGGCCUGUGUGUCCAUUCUCUUUCUGGUCUCUGUUUUUAUGUUCAUUGCCAUUCGCCUGUGGAAGAGGAAGAAGGACACCACCGACAUUAGUCGCUUCUCUUCCAAUGGCCCCUUCCCGGGACACUUGGUGGAUGUCAGCAGGACAGGGACCCUGUCCCAGAGUUACCAGUAUGAGGCUGUCUGGCCAGUGGCUCAGGGAUCACUGAAUUUAAGUUCCUGAAGCCAAUUGUUCCCAUCCUUCCUACUUCAGAGGGAAAUGAGAACUCGAUUCAAAACUUAGCCUCAAGGAAUA